Messenger RNA from Xenopus laevis (African clawed frog), 2139 nucleotides. It is a transcript of the gene fam114a2.S, whose product is annotated as family with sequence similarity 114 member A2 S homeolog. The transcript is spliced from 14 exons. Bases 143 to 1618 code for a protein of 491 amino acids. NCBI's taxonomy places the organism in Eukaryota, Metazoa, Chordata, Amphibia, Anura, Pipidae. The record is from RefSeq and is a predicted model, not a curated record.
CAGAUCGCUUUCGAGCUACAACGCGCGCACUUCCGCCCGUACUAGGCGCAGCAUGUGACGUGGCAGAUCACGCUGGCAACUGCGUGACGUUCCACCGUCAGUGUCUGAAGAGCGACUUGCAGUAAAAAAAGGUCAUUUAAACAUGUCUGAGAAAGAUAGCAAUGAAAGCACCAGGGCUAGCAGCCAGGCCCAGGAUGAGACAGGGGAUGCAUCAUCCAGUGAAAACAACACCAAAGAGGAAAAGAGGACAGACUCAGAACCAGUGGCCAUUACCCGCAAACGCCCAGAGGCCAAGUCUAAUUGUGCGACAGCAGAAGAGGAGAACCAGAAACCAGCAGAGAAACAUGAUACGGAUUCUGAAGCCAAAUCUCCUUCUGGAUGGGGCUACUGGGGAAACUGGGGCAAAUCUUUAAUAUCUACAGCUUCAGCAACUGUGGCUACCGUGGGCCAUGGGAUUACUACUGCUAUAGAAAAAGCUGAGAGUUCCCUUGGAGUUCCUAGUCCGGUUGAGCUAUCCGUAAGAAGCCAAGAAGAGACUGCAGCAGAAGCAGGUGCAGCUUUUGGACAGAGUGAUGAUGCCAAAGACAACGAGAGCUCAUCUCCAAUAACAGGAGCACUGGGAUUCUUAUCCAGCAUCUCAACUGCAGUGCAGAGCACAGGGAAGACUGUUCUCACUGGUGGGCUAGAUGCUCUGGAGUUUAUUGGGAAAAAGACCAUGGACGUUAUUGCUGAGGGAGAUCCAGGCUUUAAGAAGACCAAAGGACUUAUAAAUAGAAACUCUACUUUAUCCCAGGUUCUGCGAGAAGCUAAAGAACAAGAGGAGUUGCGUGUAAGCAGUGAUUUUAGUGCAGAGACAGUUCAAAAGGCACACUAUGGGUUGUUGUUUGACGAGUAUCAGGGCCUGGCUCAUCUGGAGGCUUUGGAACUGUUGUCUAAAGAGAGUGAUGCAAAGACUAAAGCAAUUCUUAGCUCACUGUCGGGGGAGGAGCUGGCAGAAGUAAAGGCGGAGCUAGAACCGCUAAAGGAAGCAUUCUCAUUGGAGGAGUUUGAUGACGAAGAGGAGUUGGAAAAAGGCGAUGAGGAGUUCACCCAUGAGGUAACCGCACUUUUCGAAGAAUUGCAAAUCUCUGCACGGCCACUCAGACUAACCAAGGCCCGGAUAGAUGCCUAUAAAUGGAUGGCUGAUGUAGAGGAAGAGGAAAAGAAAAGGAAGGAGGAACAGGCUAAACCUGAAGAUGCUGAAGUACAAGGGAAAACCAGUGUGGAGGAUAUCCAUGAAUUUUCUAUACGCAGCCUGGCAAAAUUGACCGCCUGCUCCAUGGAAAUGUUUCACAAAGCAGCCACCCUGAUUUUGCACGGGGAGUUCUCAGUAGCUGCUACUACACGAGGACAAGCACUUUCCCAGAUGACUAUCUUGCUAUGCAAAGAGCUCACACAGCUUUCAAAGAGACUAACCACCCUCCUGACAAUAACAGGGGCUUCAGAAAAGUCAGAUGUCCUGAACCCAUUAAUUACAGGAGUCUUCCUAGAGGCUUCUAACAGUGCUUCCUAUAUCCAAGACGCAUUCCAGCUCCUUCUGCCAGUACUUGAAUUCUCCCACAUCCAGAGCCGGACAUAACCUUCGCGUUAACAUUUCCAAAUAUCAGUUAUUUUGUAUUUGGACUCUGCUGCAAUAAACUGGUUUAUCCAGUUAUCUUUUUUCUAGGUCUCUGGAAAAGGUGGAGCAGGUUUUUAAAGGGGAAGUUUCUUCGUUCAGGCAUACACACUGUUUCAGCAAAGUGGCGGAGGCCUAAAGAGUGUUGUAAGUGUUUGCGUUCAGUGUUGAACCUACGCUAAAGAAGGUGUCAGUAUAUCAUCCUUUUUUGGUGUGUGAGAUAAAAAGGUAUAUUCCAGUCAAAUCAUAAUCAUAUUUCUUGCUGAUAACAACAAGACCCAGGGUGGGUCACUAAUCCGCUUUUUUUUACCUUAUCAACCCUGCUCUUUGCUAGGUCUCCCUAGUCUCCCACUAUGGCUAAAAGAGGAAUUUGCUAUACAGUGAGCCAACUCUUAAAGGACCAGUAACAGUAAUUUUUUUUUUUUUUUAAAUUAGUUUCUUUUUAACGAAAAAAAACACCAACACAGUUUAAACUUUUAAUUCGC